Staurois parvus is the source of this 4105-nucleotide messenger RNA. The record is from the annotation of a GenBank genome assembly. NCBI's taxonomy places the organism in Eukaryota, Metazoa, Chordata, Amphibia, Anura, Ranidae.
GAGGAAUACAUGAAGGAACAGAUCCCAUGGACUCUGAUUGAUUUCUAUGAUAAUCAACCCUGCAUUGACCUGAUCGAGGCAAAACUUGGCAUUCUGGACCUUCUGGAUGAGGAAUGCAAGGUCCCCAAGGGAACGGACCAGAACUGGGCCCAGAAACUCUAUGAUAGGCACGGCAGUAGCCAGCACUUUAAGAAACCACGGAUGUCAAAUAUCUCCUUCAUCGUUGUGCACUUUGCUGAUAAGGUGGAGUAUCAGUGUGAUGGCUUCUUAGAGAAGAAUCGUGAUACAGUGUAUGAGGAACAGAUCAAUAUUUUGAAAGCCAGCAAGUAUCAGUUGGUCGCCGACCUUUUUCAUGAUGGAAAGGAUGCAGUACCUCCGACACCAACUGGCAAAUCAAAAGUCAAUGUUCGCCCACUCAAACCUGCGAUAAAAAAUGCCAAUAAAGAACACAAGAAAACUGUCGGACAUCAGUUUCGGAACUCUCUCCAGCUGCUGAUGGAAACUUUAAACGCCACCACACCUCAUUAUGUACGGUGUAUUAAACCCAACGACGAGAAACUGGCAUUCAGCUUCGAUCCCAAACGAGCCGUACAGCAGUUGAGGGCGUGUGGAGUCCUGGAGACAAUCAGGAUCAGUGCUGCUGGCUAUCCAUCUAGGUGGACAUAUCCUGACUUCUUCAACCGAUAUCGUGUUCUUAUGAACAAGAAAGAUCUCUCCCUUAGUGAUAAAAAGCUCAUCUGCAAGAAUGUUCUCGAGCAUCUGAUAAAGGAUCCAGAUAAGUUCCAGUUUGGUCGCACAAAGAUCUUCUUCCGUGCUGGACAAGUGGCUUACCUGGAGAAGCUUCGAGCGGACAAGUUCCGUGCGGCCACCAUUAUGAUCCAGAAGACGGUGCGGGGCUGGUUACAGAGACUGAAAUACAGGAGAAUGAAGAGUGCAUCCGUCACAAUUCAGAGAUAUGUACGGGGACACCUCGCUCGCAGGCUGGCCGAUCAUCUUCGAAAAACGAAAGCAGCCAUUUGCUUCCAGAAACAAUUCCGAAUGAUCCGCAUCUACCGGGUGUACCAGACAAUCCGCAGGGCGGCCAUCACCAUCCAGUCCUACACACGGGGCAUGGUUGACAGGAGAGCUUACCGUGAGCUCCUGCAACAGCACAAGGCUACAGUCAUUCAGAAGAACCUACGAGGGUGGAUAAUCCGCAAACAGUUCACCAAGUUCCGCUGCGCGGCCAUUGUCAUCCAGUGUUAUUACCGCCGCAUGAGGGCACGGCGAGAGCUUAAAAAGCUGAAGAUUGAGGCCAGGACGGCCGAGCACUUUAAGAAGCUGAGUGUGGGCAUGGAGAACAAGGUGGUUCAGCUACAGAGGAAGAUCGAUGAGCAGAACAAAGACUUCAAGGAUUUGAAGGAGCAGCUAGUGACAGCGACAACCUCUCAUUCAACAGAGGUGGAGAAGCUGCAGAAGGAGCUGGAGAGACAACGGCAGAACCAGCAGGAUGAGAACCAACUGGCCAGCCUGCAGGAGGAAAUCGAGGCUCUGAGGGCUGAACUGGAAAAGAGCAAAGAUGAGAGGAAGAUUGUAGAGGACUCCUAUAUGAGCGAGAAGCAGCAGCUACAGCAGCGAAUCGUUGAACUGGAAGAUGAGAACAGUCACUUAAAGGAAGAGAAAGAAGAUCUCAAUCAGCGAAUCCUCCUCCGCUCUGAAGAUGAAUUUACGCAGAGCGCAGUGAAGGAAAACUUGCAGAUCCAGAAGGACCUAGAGGAAGAGCGAGCCCGCCAUCAAAAUCUGGUGAAGGAGUAUACCCGUCUAGAGCAGAGAUAUGACAACUUACGGGAGGAGGUCACACUUAUCAAGCAAACCCCUGGACACCGUAGAAAUCCAUCCAACCAGAGCAGCUUGGAAUCCGACUCCAACUACCCUUCCAUUUCCACGUCUGAAAUUGGGGACACUGAAGACACCAUUAUGGAGGUAGAGGAAGCUGGGCUGGAAAAGGCUGCGAUGGACAUGACUCUGUUCCUGAAACUUCAGAAGAGGGUGAGGGAGCUGGAACUGGAGAGGAAGAAACUGCAGAACCAGUUAGAGAAGAAGGAGCAGCAAGAAAAUAAGAAGUCACAGGUCAUUGAAACGUCAAAUGACACAGAUCGUGAUACAGACAUCGCCUACAACAACCUGAAGAGGCAAGAGUUGGAAUCUGAAAAUAAGAAGCUCAAGAAUGACCUGAAUGAGCUUAGGAAAGCAGUUGCUGAUGCAGCAAAUGAGGAAGACUCCAAUGAGGAGCCCAGCGGUUACACCCUCCUACUGAACCAGCUGAAAUCUGCCCACGAGGAACUGGAAGUACGCAAAGAAGAGAUUCUCAUUCUCAGGACACAGAUUGUAAACUCUGCUCAGCAGAAAGACCCAGAGAAGAAAGUAGAUACAGAGAAAAACUGGUCAAACAGCGAUAAAGAAAUGGAUCAGGAUGAUGCCAUCGAGGCGUAUCAUGGUGUCUGUGAGACCAACAGAAAGACUGAGGACUGGGGGUAUCUGAACGAAGAUGGUGAGCUGGGCCUGGCCUAUCAAGGUUUAAAACAAGUGGCCAGGCUCCUGGAGGCUCAACUACAGGCCCAGAGCCAGCAGCACGAGGAUGAGAUGGAGGCCAUGACCUCUCAGAUCGAGUCUCUAAAGGAGGAACUAGAGAAGCAACAGCAAGUUCUCCUCCAGGCUCUGCAGCUCUCUCCUGAGGCUCAGGUGGAGUUCGGCCUCCAGCAGGAAAUCACACGACUCACCAAUGAGAACCUUGACCUAAAAGAAUUGUUGGAGAAGUCGGAGAAGAAUGAGAAGAAACUGAAGAAGCAGCUGAAGCUGUAUCAGAAGAAGAAGAUGCAGGAAUCAGAAGGCUCUCCAGACAUUAUUCAACCAGAGCGGAAGCAGGCAGAGCUGACCAGGCAGGUGACGGUACAGCGUAUCGAGAAGGAUUUCCAGGGCAUGCUGGAGUAUUAUAAGGAGGACGAGCCUCUCCUCAUCAGGAACCUCAUAGUAGACCUGAAGCCUGAGCUGACCUCUGCGACCGUGCCAUGUCUGCCUGCGUACAUUCUGUUUAUGUGCAUCAGACACGCCGACUAUGUUAAUGACGAUCAGAAGGUGCACUCACUGCUCACCUCCACCAUCAAUGGCAUCAAGAAAGUGCUGAAGAAACACAAUGAUGACUUCCGGAUUACGUCAUUCUGGCUCUCAAAACUCCAGCCGUGUCCUCCAUUGUUUGAAGCAAUAUAGCGGAGAUGAGGGUUUUAUGACCAGCAAUUCUCCCAAGCAGAACGAGCAUUGUCUCCGUAACUUCGACCUCACCGAAUAUCGUCAGGUUCUUAGUGAUCUGUCCAUCCAGAUCUACCAGCAGCUCAUAAAGAUCGCAGAGGGUCUCUUACAGCCAAUGAUAGUGUCGGCCAUGUUGGAAACAGAGAGUAUUCAGGGUUUGUCAGGAGUGAAGCCAACUGGAUAUCGGAAAAGAUCCUCCAGUAUGGUGGAUGGCGGCGACAACGCCUACAGCCUGGAAGCCAUCAUCCGCCAGCUGAAUGCCUUCAAUAUCAUCAUGUGUGAUCAUGGCCUGGACCCCGAGAUUAUCCAGCAAGUGUUCAAACAGCUCUUCUACAUGAUCAACGCCGUGUCACUGAACAACCUCCUGCUGCGAAAAGACAUUUGUUCCUGGAGCACCGGCAUGCAGCUCAGGUAUAACAUCAGUCAGUUGGAAGAAUGGCUACGAGGGAAGAACCUGCAUGUCAGCGGAGCAGCUCAGACGAUGGAGCCUCUGAUCCAGGCAGCACAACUACUACAGCUAAAGAAGAAAACCCAAGAGGAUGCUGAGGCCAUCUGCUCGCUGUGUACAGCUCUCACUACACAACAGAUUGUAAAAAUCCUGAACUUGUACACACCAGUGAAUGAAUUUGAAGAGCGUGUCACAGUCUCCUUCAUCAGGAGUAUUCAGGCUCAGUUACAGGACCGGAAAGACCCUCCACAACUCCUGCUAGACUCCAAGUAUAUGUUCCCUGUCUUAUUCCCCUUCAACCCUUCACUAAUCACCAUGGACUCCAUCCAGAUCCCAUCUUCCCUUCGCCUCGACUUCCUCAACAAAGUCUAA